CACAAUUUGGUUAGAUCCUUAAGUUUGGGUGAUUAGGAAGAAAACGAAUCCCACAAUUUGGUUUUUCGCGGUCGCCAUCAUCAGCUCACCGCAUUUGGCUCGCGCAUGCUUAACAAACUCAUAACGGCAUGAUCUCAACAAUAUCUCCAUGAGAUAUCAGUCUUCACUAUAUAUAUGAUAUCGAGUCGUCAUGAGAUAUCAGUGUUCACUCGUCGACCUAAACAUUCUCAGGAAGUAUUAGUGUUGUUCAUCUUUUUUUUCACCAAUUUCAAGAUGAUAGGGUGGGUGGACAUUGGAAAAAUAUUGUCCGCGAUAACACUGCUUUAUUUCGCCCUUGCAUUGGGGUACUGCUCUUCCAGGCGAUGGUGGCAAAUCUUCACGGCAGAAGAUUCCGAAGCAAUAAAUAGAAUGGUCGUUUGGUUUGCUUUUCCAUUUUUCACCUUUGAAUUUACCCUCCACCUUGAUCCCUACAAUGUGAGGUGCAGCCUUAUAGCGGCUGAUAGCAUAGCAAAGUUAAUUAUAGUCGCCGCAAUCAGCAUUGGUGUUAUGUUGAAAUUCCGGAAAGAGGGAUUAUGCGCCGCUGUCACCGACUGGUGUAUAAGCGGCUUUUCUCUUGCGUCACUCACCAAUUCUUUGGUUGUGGGCAUGCCCAUGGCGAGGGCCAUGUAUGGCAACUGGGCAGGGCAAAUUGUGGUACAACUAUCAAUCUUCCAGGCAAUAGUGUGGCUCACCUCACUCGUGGUGGUCCUGGAAGUAAGGAAAGCUUUCGUCUCCGACGCUCAUGACGAGUCUAACAGUUAUGAAGAAGGAUCCUUCAUAGAUGAUGAUACGGUCGUCGGUAGCUCGGGUACCAGCGAAGAUAUGCAAAGCCUCGAAGAGGGGGUUUCAGAUGCCACGAACCAAGAUCUCAGGGGGGAGGAGGCAGUGUCAGUGGCAGUGGUGAAUGGUGCCAGGUUACCGCUCUUCAAGUCGGUGGCACGUAAGUUAGCCUGUAAUCCUAGUCUAUAUGCUAGUGUAAUCGGCAUCUCCUAGGCUUGCAUCUCCA
Oryza sativa Japonica Group (Japanese rice) is the source of this 1045-nucleotide messenger RNA. RefSeq names its product probable auxin efflux carrier component 5a. NCBI's taxonomy places the organism in Eukaryota, Viridiplantae, Streptophyta, Magnoliopsida, Poales, Poaceae. Gene Ontology annotation, biological process: transmembrane transport. The record is from RefSeq and is a predicted model, not a curated record. Gene Ontology annotation, cellular component: membrane.